AUGUCAAAAGAAGACAAGAGAAACAAGUUCUUGAGCGUUUUUCCUAAGUUGGUGGAUGAACUGAAAUCUAUCCUCACUGGGUAUGGUAUGACGGCGGACGCGGUUCAGUGGUACGAGAACUCGCUGAACUACAACACCCCAGGCGGAAAACUCAACAGAGGUCUGUCCGUGGUGGACUCUUACGCAAUCCUGAAGGGCAAGAAGUCUUACGAAGAGCUCUCUGAGGAGGAGUACUUCAAGCUGGCCACCCUGGGCUGGUGUAUUGAGCUUUUGCAGGCUUACUUCUUGGUUGCCGACGAUAUGAUGGACAAGUCUAUCACCAGAAGAGGCCAGCCAUGCUGGUACCGCGUGGAAGAGGUCGGAGAGAUUGCCAUUAACGAUGCCUUCAUGCUGGAGGGUGCUAUCUACUGUCUGCUGAAAAACCACUUCAAGCAGGACUCCUACUACGUGGAGCUGCUGGAGCUAUUCCACGAUGUGACUUUCCAGACCGAGCUAGGCCAGCUGCUUGACCUGAUCACCGCCCCCGAGGACAACGUCGACCUCGACAAGUUUUCCCUGGACAGACACUCCUUCAUCGUGCGUUUCAAGACCGCGUACUACUCCUUCUACCUCCCAGUGGCGUUGGCCAUGCAUGCCGCCGGCAUCAGCGACGCGCGCGACCUGAAGCAGGCCCAGGACGUCUUGAUUCCCCUCGGUGAAUACUUCCAAAUCCAAGACGACUACUUGGACUGCUUUGGCAAGCCCGAGGACAUCGGCAAAAUCGGCACGGACAUCCAAGACAACAAGUGUUCGUGGGUCGUUAACACCGCGCUCAAGCUGUGUUCCCCAGAGCAGAGAAAGGUGCUCGACGAGAACUACGGAAGAAAGGACGCCCAAUGUGAGCAGAAAUGCAGAAAGAUCUUCGAGGACCUCCGCAUUGACGAGCGCUACCAUGAGUACGAGGAGAAAAUCGCCGAGGAUCUAAGAGCCCUCAUCGCCCGCGCUGACGAAUCCCGUGGCUUCAAGCGCGAUGUUUUGACAGCUUUCUUGGGUAAAGUGUACAAGAGACAGAAAUAA
This is a messenger RNA of Lachancea thermotolerans CBS 6340, 1056 nucleotides long. It is a transcript of the gene ERG20, whose product is annotated as bifunctional (2E,6E)-farnesyl diphosphate synthase/dimethylallyltranstransferase. The transcript has a single exon. NCBI's taxonomy places the organism in Eukaryota, Fungi, Ascomycota, Saccharomycetes, Saccharomycetales, Saccharomycetaceae. Gene Ontology annotation, cellular component: cytoplasm. Gene Ontology annotation, molecular function: dimethylallyltranstransferase activity; (2E,6E)-farnesyl diphosphate synthase activity. Bases 1 to 1056 code for a protein of 351 amino acids. The record is from RefSeq and is a predicted model, not a curated record. Gene Ontology annotation, biological process: trans, trans-farnesyl diphosphate biosynthetic process.